UUUGCUGGGAAAUCGUGAAGGGAAGAAAGAGAAAGAAAAGUUGGAGGGAAGGGAAGGACGCCAAGAGAUCUUCCCGAUAAGAAAAAGAGUAGCAGGAGAAGAGAGUACGCGGUUAGAGAAGAAGAGGAAAGAGCGAGAGAGAGAAAGGAAGAGUGGAGGAAGGAACCAAGGGCAGAGAGGAUGGGGACUCGGCGGCGAAUGGGAAGUCGAGGAAUUCCGGCGCCUCAAAACAACCAAUUGCGCAAUCUUCCCCCCAUUUCCCCAUACAUGUUUCAUACACACACAAAAGAACACCAAACUCCCCUACAACUACUACUGAUCGUCCGUCGUGCAUUCAUCCCCGCAAUUUGUUCUUCUCUCUUCUUCUUCUUCUUCUUCUUCUUCUUCUUCUUCUUCUUCUUCUUCUUCUUCUUCUUCUUCUUCUUCUUCUUCUUCUUCUUCUUCUUCUUCUUCUUCUUCUGCUCUCUCGUUUUCUUUUUUUGUACUUCUCUCUCUCGCAAUGCCUCAAUGCCACCAACACCAAAAAAGGUAAAACUAUAACGAUAGAAUGAAAAGAACAUAAACGUACCUCAUCAUCAUCACCGACGCAGGCGCGGGCGGCGGCGGUGGCGGCGACAAUGCCUUCAACGGCGGCGUCCCUCCAUUCACACUGCCAUU
Molecule: messenger RNA, 657 nt
Organism: Aaosphaeria arxii CBS 175.79
Lineage: Eukaryota; Fungi; Ascomycota; Dothideomycetes; Pleosporales
Exons: 1
Coding region: 181-540 (119 amino acids)
Source: RefSeq, a predicted model, not a curated record